Phanerochaete carnosa HHB-10118-sp is the source of this 1227-nucleotide messenger RNA. RefSeq lists its product as uncharacterized. The coding region runs from base 1 to 1227 and encodes 408 amino acids. NCBI's taxonomy places the organism in Eukaryota, Fungi, Basidiomycota, Agaricomycetes, Polyporales, Phanerochaetaceae. The record is from RefSeq and is a predicted model, not a curated record. The transcript is spliced from 5 exons.
AUGCCCAAAGAACUUCGUGAAAGUAGCAAACCACCCACACCGCGCGAUAAAAUCAGGGUGGUUUUAUUGGGUAGCGGGAAGUACUCAGGCGUGUUCAAAUGGAACGAAUGGCCUCCGUAUCCUACUGGCCCUGAUGCCAGUCCUUUCCCCAUGGCGGUUAUCUGCACUACCGCCUGGCAAGUAAGUUCCCUUGAAGUGCUCCUCCCUUACUUCCAAAUGAUCUGCAACACGGAUCUCUCCCAACGCCAACUGAUCGAGGCGAUCGAAGCACUCGCAUCUCCACGCAAUCCAGCGGCGGCCAAAGCUUUGAACACUAACAGGCAAUUUGAUCACUUUUAUCCCUGCCUCGCUCCCAACGACGACCGAGAGGCUAUCUACACGACAUGGGCGGACACACGUCCCCAAUACCAAGGCCAGGAAAACCCCCGGUUGCCGAAGAAGCUGCCGACCUUGCUCUCGGCGAUCGAGUUCAUGAUACUGCGGGGCAAAGAUCAAAUGGAAGUGGAGUCUAUGGAAAGCUCGCGGCGCGAGUUCAAUAAAUUCCUACAGGCUAUCGCAGAUAGUAGGAAGACCGCUGCAAGCCGAGCCGAGGAGAGUCCGAACGGAAGUCACAAUGUAGGACACGACGCGCCGAAUCCAAACUCUCUGCACAGCCAUGCGCCUCAUCAAGACAAGGGCAAGAGCGGACAUCAGCACUCUCACGCAGCCCCCAUGCCAUCUGCUGAAUAUGCGGCCGCUUCACAGCAGGCCCCCGUUGAGGUUCUUACCGACGACGAGGUUCCGGAGGCCGCGGCGAAGCACGCUUCUCAGAAAGGCAAGGCGAGACACGCGUCCGAGACUGGCAGGCGUGAGUCUCACAUUCUCCCAGGGUACUCUGGUGCCUCCGGCAACGUCAACAUCAGCGAUGCCGAGGAGGAGCACCAACCGCCCCCACGUCACACAGACACGUCUACACGGGACCCUCACGUGUAUCAAAAUUACCGGGACUUCACUGGGCAAAUCACCGGCCAUACCUACAAGUGCCCCUUCGACCUCAGGACCGACAUCCAUGUGCCGUCUCUCGGCACAUUCCUCGACGACUACGUUGAUCGUUUCGGCUAUGAAACUAAGUUCAUUCACAGGGUCUACAAGGCGUCAGAGAGGUCAACGGAUCGAUACGACUUCAUGGCGCGCACAAGUCGCUUUUUAUCCCAGCGGGAAGCGAUAUGGGUUCUACUCGCAUAUUGA